AUAAAGGGUCACAAACACACUUCACACUCUCACCCUUCAAUCGUAACCAUCCAAAAAACAAAAAAAAAAAAAAGAAAAAUUCCUUUUUGGAAAAUUAUGGUAUUUUUCUCAAACCCGUCACAUAUAUAAAUUCCUAAACUAAGAAGAAUCACCCCAAGAAAAUUAAUCUUGAAGUCGUUAUCUUUUUAGCAAGGGCAAAGAACCCAGAACAAAAAAGUAAAGAAAGAAAAAAUGUUUGGUAGAGCGCCUAAGAAGAGUGAUAACACAAAGUAUUAUGAGAUUUUAGGUGUACCAAAGAAUGCAUCACCUGAGGAUUUAAAGAAGGCUUAUAAAAAAGCAGCAAUUAAAAAUCACCCUGAUAAGGGUGGUGAUCCUGAAAAGUUUAAAGAGUUGGCUCAUGCGUAUGAGGUCCUGAGCGAUCCUGAAAAGCGUGAGAUCUAUGAUCAAUAUGGUGAGGAUGCUCUUAAAGAAGGAAUGGGUGGAGGUGGCGGCAUGCACGAUCCUUUCGACAUCUUCUCGUCCUUCUUUGGAGGAAGUCCAUUUGGUGGCAGCAGUAGAGGAAGAAGGCAACGAAGGGGAGAAGAUGUAAUUCAUCCUCUCAAGGUGUCACUUGAAGAUCUCUAUUGUGGUACAACCAAGAAGCUCUCCCUCUCGCGUAAUGUGAUAUGCUCGAAAUGCAGUGGUAAAGGGUCAAAAUCAGGAGCUUCCAUGAACUGUUCAGGAUGUCAAGGAACCGGUAUGAAGGUGUCUGUCAGACAGCUCGGCCCUGGAAUGAUCCAGCAGAUGCAGCACCCGUGUAAUGAAUGUAAAGGAACCGGACAGACGAUUAGUGACAAGGAUCGAUGCCCUCAGUGCAAGGGAGAUAAGGUUGUGCCGGAGAAGAAAGUUCUGGAAGUAGUUGUGGAGAAGGGUAUGCAGCAUGAUCAAAAAAUUACUUUUGCCGGAGAGGCUGAUGAGGCGCCUGAUACUGUCACUGGAGAUAUCGUCUUUGUAGUGCAGCAGAAAGACCAUCCGAGGUUCAAGCGAAAGGGUGAAGAUCUCUUUUAUGAGCACACCUUGAGCCUCACUGAAGCUCUCUGUGGUUUCAGAUUUGUGUUGAACCAUCUUGACGGGAGGCAACUUCUUAUCAAAUCACUCCCCGGAGAAGUCAUCAAGCCUGGUCAGUUUAAGGCGAUUUAUGAUGAGGGCAUGCCGAUCCACCGAAGGCCGUUCAUGAAGGGCAAGCUGUACAUACACUUCUCAGUGGAGUUCCCCGAUUCCCUGAAUCCCGAUCAGGUAAAAGCACUUGAAACGAUUUUGCCGCCUAGACCAUCAAUGUCACUCACAGACAUGGAGUUGGAUGAGUGUGAAGAGACUACAUUGCACAAUGUCAACAUUGAUGAAGAGAUGAAAAGGAAGCAAACCCAUGCGCAGCAGGAAGCAUAUGAUGAAGAUGAUGAACCUGCUGGGGCUCAGAGAGUCCAAUGCGCUCAACAGUGAUUCCAUUCAUGUUAACGAAUAAUGACUUAAUUUCACUACAUAUUAGUGGUGUAUUCCUGGAUGUUGCUUCUUGUUAGUUAUCGUACAAGCUUUGUAACGGGUUGGUGUAUAGAACAUGUACUGGUGGUACUCGUCAAUGGCUAAUGACAGAUUCUUCACAACGUUAAAUUUUGACUUGCUUAUGGUGUUUUGGCCUGAUUUUCAGUAACAUUUGACUGACGGCAGCUGUCUACUUAAAUUGCUACAUUUUGUA
Amaranthus tricolor (Joseph's coat) is the source of this 1732-nucleotide messenger RNA. Its product is annotated as dnaJ protein homolog ANJ1-like. NCBI's taxonomy places the organism in Eukaryota, Viridiplantae, Streptophyta, Magnoliopsida, Caryophyllales, Amaranthaceae. Gene Ontology annotation, cellular component: cytoplasm; cytosol. Gene Ontology annotation, molecular function: ATP binding; Hsp70 protein binding. The transcript has 6 exons. The record is from RefSeq and is a predicted model, not a curated record. The coding region runs from base 232 to 1479 and encodes 415 amino acids. Gene Ontology annotation, biological process: protein refolding; response to heat.